CUCAUAGUUUCAAACAGUUUAUGUUUUGAGGACGGAUGGACUGAACAUUUUGGUAAAGCAUUUCGGUAAAUUUCUCCUUGAAAAUGACAGAGCAGUAUAGUUUUUCACUGACUACGUUUAGCCCUUCAGGCAAACUGGUUCAGAUUGAAUAUGCACUAAAUGCUGUUGCUGCUGGUGCUCCAUCUGUUGGUAUCAAAGCAUCAAAUGGUGUUGUCAUAGCAACAGAGAAGAAGCACAAAUCUGUCCUUUAUGAGGAACAGAGUGUUCAUAAGGUAGAAGUCAUCACAAAGAACCUUGGUAUGGUAUACAGCGGCAUGGGACCAGACUACAGGCUGAUGGUGAGACAAGCAAGAAAACUAGCUCAGAAUUAUUUCUUACAGUAUCAAGAGCAAAUCCCUACAUGUCAGCUCGUCCAAAGAGUAGCAUCUGUCAUGCAGGAAUACACUCAGAAAGGUGGUGUACGUCCUUUUGGUGUUUCUUUACUUGUUGCUGGUUGGGAUGCUGAUGAAGCCAGACCAUACCUAUUCCAGUGUGAUCCCUCAGGGGCAUACUUCCCUUGGAAGGCUACAGCCAUGGGCAAGAAUCAUGUCAGUGGAAAGACAUUUCUAGAGAAGCGUUACAAUGAAGACAUGGAGCUUGAAGAUGCAGUCCACACAGCCAUUCUCACACUUAAGGAAAGCUUUGAAGGUCAAAUGAACGAGGACAACAUCGACAUAGGAAUAUGUAAUGAGACAGGAUUCAGAAGGCUUGCUCCUGCAGAAGUAAAGGAUUAUCUUGCAUCAAUAGCAUAACAUUUCAUCAAUAUUUUCAUAUCUUCCUACCUGCCACAUGUGCCCUUUCUAUUUGGAUACCUUUUCAUGGAACUCUUUGUUUUAUAUUUCAUGUAUGGAAUGAUUGAAUAAUGAAUAUGACUUAUGAGUGAUCAUUUUCACUUUGUGCCCUACCUUUAAAAAAAAAACAACGCUGGGGAACUGAUUCAUUUUUUUAAUUAUUUUUUUAGAGUCAUAUAUUGAUUGCAACCAUAAAAAUGGGAUUAAUCAAAUGAUCAUAAAGAUAUAGCAAAAUUAAAUCAGAGUGCCAUUAUUAUGAUACAGGAGCAAGUUAAGUUAGUGUGCAACAGUCAGUAUCAGUACAGAUUUUUCUCAAACCUUAGCUCUUAAAAAAAAUCUUUUAUCAGUCACUGUGAUGCCAGAUACUCAUUGUAUAUGAAUUAGAAUGGGAAAUUUCUUGUUUUUUAUGUCAAACAUGAAACUUGAUUGCCUUGAGCCCCCCCCCCCCUCCCCCUCCCCUGAUGAUAUGAUAGACAGACAUGUGUAUACCGAGGUAUCUCAAAAAGAUAGGCAGUGGUUAGGUAGCAAGAUAUGAUAAGUUGUACAUUGUAUUUGCAUAAAAUGUAAUUAAAAAGAAAGAUUACCCUUUCUUAUUGUAUAUUGUCGGUUCUAAUGUAUGAUAAUGGCUAAUUUGUGAUUCCUGGAAAUAUCUUUGUCUUGUUCCACAAGAGUUGUGAAAUGAUAUUUUUUCCUUUUUUUCAGCCACAAUAUUAUGUUUAUUUGUUUAGCAGUCACUUCUGUGAAUCUUGGUGCAGUCUGAUAUCAGUCUGAACCAUUCAGUUUGGGGUAUUGAUAUACUACCACAAUGUUAUCCUGGAUUAAUAUUAGCAGCAUUAUUUAUCCUGAUUUGAUGUUGCUAUCACACACAAGCACCAUGGAGAUCUGGAAUGUGUUUGAACUAAGGGAAUCCAAAUAGGAGAUCACCAUGAAGAUUGGGGAUGUUGAAGUAUCCAUCGGUUGCUUUUAAAAAGAUGCUUAGAAAAAAGGACAUACACAUAGCAGUUUCCCAUAAAAUCUGUGACCAGUGAUUUCCCAUUACUGUUGCAUAUACAUGUAAUUUGGAAAUUAUGAUGCAUCAUCUCUUGUCAAAGUUGUUAACAAGCCGUGAAUACAUGCAUAUAAGUGAAGUUAAUUAUAUAUAAAAAGAGAUCAGGUCAGUUCAAUUUAUUCGUUUUCUCAGCAUAAAAAACAAUAUACAAUAUGUACAAGAAUUAAGAUGACAUCUAUGAGAGAAAAAAGGAAACUACAGAAAAGGUUAAUGAAAACUUGUGAGUUGUAGCUCCCAGUAAUUUGAUUAAAAUACAUAACAAAAUUCAAUGAAAAAAAUAUACACAGUUACACAUUGCAUCAGAAAUCACCAGCAUACAUGUAAUUGUUUAAAUGUAAAAAAAAAUCCUUUCUUAAUGGAUAUACAUGCAAUUCCUUGUCAAUUUCCACAUCUCCACAACUUCAUAACGUAUAUUUUUACCUCAGGAUCAAAACACCAAGUGGUUUAACAAUUUUAUUUCAUUUCUUGCAGUUGUAAAUCUUUUCUUUCUUUGUAAAAGAGAGAAGUAGCUGACAUAUGAACUAAUAUUAUGUUUUAUUGUGUUUAGAUUUUAUUAAUUGAUUCCUUUUCUAAGCAAAUAUUCAAAUAAAGAUACUGAUGAUACUAUGAGAUGUGGCUGAUUAACCAUGCAUAGUUUAUGCAUUGUUCUCUUUUACAGGAAAUUGUGCAUUACAUGUAUAGUACCUAAUUUUUUUUUUAUUGAAAGAAGGGCAAUGGUGCUCUCAGAAAAUUCCCAGUUCGUUAUUUAAACAUUGUACCUUAUGAGCUUGUAAUCCUCUGUAAAUUAUCCAACUCUUCAUGAGAUUAGAAGUCGUAUGGAUGGCAUACAUUAAACGUUUUGUUCAACAA
Messenger RNA from Lytechinus variegatus (green sea urchin), 2727 nucleotides. RefSeq names its product proteasome subunit alpha type-2-like (gene psma2). Gene Ontology annotation, cellular component: proteasome core complex; proteasome core complex, alpha-subunit complex. NCBI's taxonomy places the organism in Eukaryota, Metazoa, Echinodermata, Echinoidea, Temnopleuroida, Toxopneustidae. The record is from RefSeq and is a predicted model, not a curated record. Gene Ontology annotation, biological process: ubiquitin-dependent protein catabolic process. Bases 84 to 791 code for a protein of 235 amino acids. The transcript is spliced from 5 exons.